Neopsephotus bourkii (Bourke's parrot) is the source of this 1407-nucleotide messenger RNA. It is a transcript of the gene RFX8, whose product is annotated as regulatory factor X8. Gene Ontology annotation, biological process: regulation of transcription by RNA polymerase II. Gene Ontology annotation, molecular function: RNA polymerase II cis-regulatory region sequence-specific DNA binding; DNA-binding transcription factor activity, RNA polymerase II-specific. The record is from RefSeq and is a predicted model, not a curated record. NCBI's taxonomy places the organism in Eukaryota, Metazoa, Chordata, Aves, Psittaciformes, Psittacidae. The transcript has 10 exons. The coding region runs from base 113 to 1285 and encodes 390 amino acids.
AUCUGUCAUUUAUCUUAAGACUGAACAAGAGAGAUUUCAGUACCUUUGGCCUGAAUCCAGCAGAUUUUGUCUUUGGGAGCAACAAGAGGUAGUGAAGAAAUACCCCUAUGAAAUGGUUGUACCGCUUGCCAAUGAGUACUACAGCCAUUGUCAAAUCAUUUUACAUAUGGUGAGAACGGGGGAACUUGACAAGGUGGAAGGCUGUAUCAUGUCAUUCUGGAAGUCUCUGCCACCUGAGAAGAUAGCACUGAUGUCCUUGCCAGAUGUAUGCCAACUCCUGGAAAGCUAUGACAGGCAUCUAUUCAAGGAAAUGGAGAACAUCCUACUUCAUGAUUUUCUGGAGGAGGUGCCUCUGCAACACAUUAAGUCAGUCAUAUUGUUCAGUAAAAAUGUUGAACUUUGGAUGGUUAAUGCUUUGGAAUACUUUCCAUUACAGCUCCAAACAUCGAAAUCUAAAGAAGUUACAGUGUUUAUGAAAAGACUCAGGAGAAAGACAGACCUUGCUAACAUGGUUAAGACAAUGAGAACAGUCUUGAACAGCCACAGCAAGGUCACUGUUUUGCGAUCAGACUUGCAUUCUGUCAUCGAACAGGGAUUUCUGGAUAUUCCUGGAAACCUCGUUCAAAAGGCGUUUAGGAGUCCAGACGAGCCGCAGAAUGACAUAGAACUCAAAUGUUUGAAUGACUUAGUGUCUUUGCUGACACCUUCCACAGACAUCCGGGUUCUCUUGAACUGUGUGUCUUCGAAUCUUCAUGCUUUUGUCAUCCAGCCAAGCAGGAAUAAAGAGGAGUUUAGAGAACUGGCAUCAGAUUUCCAUUUGAGAUGGAACUUCCUACUGAGAACAAUAAGCAAGGCUAUGACCCUCAACAACACAGACAGUUUUGGAUCCUGGCAUUUGCUUAACUUGCUGCUCAUGGAUUUUGUGGCUCACAUUUUCCUGUCCUGUAUAGAGGAGAAGGAAGAUGAAAGUUUCUGGGUUGCAAAGCAAAAUGAGUUCCCUGUUCUGUGGUACUACAAGCCCAGCUAUCUCUGGGGCUGUUUUGCAGAGGAGCAACGUCAAGCCAGUACUCUACAGCCCGCUUUCAGAACUUCGAUGCAGAGCCAGAAUAACUUUGGAAAGAGCAUGUUUUUCCAGAGUUCUGAGAUAUGCGGUGGACACAGCCACUGGCAGCAAGCUCAUGCAGGUCCUUUUGAAAGAGAGAACUACCAAAACUUUUACUAUGUUGGAUCUUCAAGUCAGAAGGAAAGCACUUCUUACUCAGAACAAGACAGAGAUGAUUCUUGACUUCAAUGAACACCAAACUUUCAGAGAAAACCAGCCUGACUUGAAAAUUCUGUAUGCUAGACCGUUAUUACUUUCUGAUAUAACUUUAAGAAAAUACUGUUUUCAUUCUCUUAAAUUUAAGA